Marmota flaviventris (yellow-bellied marmot) is the source of this 840-nucleotide messenger RNA. RefSeq names its product ABRA C-terminal like (gene Abracl). The record is from RefSeq and is a predicted model, not a curated record. Gene Ontology annotation, biological process: regulation of actin filament-based process. NCBI's taxonomy places the organism in Eukaryota, Metazoa, Chordata, Mammalia, Rodentia, Sciuridae.
CUUUUUCCCCACCCGGCUCCUCCUCCCCUUCCUCCUCCUCCUCCCCAGGAACCUUUCUAUUGCCUAGCGGCCACUUCCUUCUUCAGACUCUUCCUCCCCAACACACUGAAGAAGAUAACCGGGUCUAGACCGACUCGACACCAAUUCUUCAUUGAUAAAGAAAACGAAGCUAUAGGUUGCAAUGAAUGUGGAUCAUGAAGUUAACCUCUUAGUGGAGGAAAUUCAUCGUUUGGGUUCAAAAAAUGCUGAUGGAAAGUUAAGUGUGAAAUUUGGGGUCCUCUUCCAAGAUGACAAAUGUGCCAAUCUCUUUGAAGCAUUGGUAGGAACUCUCAAAGCUGCAAAACGAAGGAAGAUUGUCACAUAUCCAGGAGAGCUACUCUUGCAAGGUGUUCAUGAUGAUGUUGACAUUAUAUUACUGCAAGAUUAAUGUAGUUUGCAUAUCUUUGUGUAAUUGAAUUUUUUUUCGUUUCUGGUAAAUUGGAAUAUUAAAUCAAAGGACCAACACAUGCUUACUUAAUGUAUUUUUAUAGAACUUUGUAAACAAAUGGGGCUCAUAUUUUACAAGUCUGUCCUUUUUUAUAUCUUUAAAGAAAUUGUUUGUACCACACUGUAAAAAUAAAGAAAACCUAUUAUUUUUCUCAGAAAUCUGACUGGGAAAUAUAGGCAAUGAGACUUUUUUUUUUUUCCUUGAAGGGGGUAGCGGAAUGUUUGUUUCAUAAAUCACUCUUAGACAGUUUCUACAGAUAUUUAACAUUCUGUCAAAGCAGGAAGCAAACUGAAGAUCCACUCCCACAAGAAAUGUUAUGUUUGUGUAAUAAAAACAUGUAACUCUUAAAAUUG